Messenger RNA from Anoplophora glabripennis (Asian longhorned beetle), 2777 nucleotides. RefSeq names its product DDB1- and CUL4-associated factor 6-like. The transcript is spliced from 11 exons. The record is from RefSeq and is a predicted model, not a curated record. Gene Ontology annotation, biological process: positive regulation of transcription by RNA polymerase II. Gene Ontology annotation, molecular function: protein binding. Gene Ontology annotation, cellular component: cytoplasm; Cul4-RING E3 ubiquitin ligase complex. The coding region runs from base 277 to 2397 and encodes 706 amino acids. Lineage: Eukaryota; Metazoa; Arthropoda; Insecta; Coleoptera; Cerambycidae.
UAUAGGAGCAAGGAUUUAUGUCAUUUGUUUGACAGUUUCCGAGAAGGUGUAUUAUCAAUAAUACAUUUUUUUAUUACCAUCCAGAUGUUUCUUAAAUUUUUCUUUUAUUUGUUUAUCUGUGAUAAUGUAGUAAUAACUUCUAAGUCUCCUUUAGUGCAAUGUUAAAAAUAUUACAGGAAGAGUGGGCUAUUUUUAGUUGAGUGGUGGAAUCAUUAACUUCAAAACAGGUCAUGAUAACAAAGGAAUAUCAAUAAAUUGUAAAAAAAAUCAACCAUAAUGAACAAUAAACGUAAGUCAGUGUUUAGAGAAGUUUACAAUCGACAGUAUAAAAAUAAAAUCACCAAACUUUGGGAUAAUGCAAAAGAUGACGAGAGCUUAGUUCAACGAUUAGGCCUUCUUAAAAGUUUGCCUAUCCAUCAAGGUUGUGUAAAUACUAUUUGUUGGAACGAAAGUGGAGAAUAUAUCCUAUCAGGGUCAGACGAUCAAAACCUAGUUAUAACAAACGGUCACAACUACAAAGUCAAAGCAAAUUACUGCACUAGUCAUCAUGCCAAUAUUUUUAGUGCUAAAUUUUUACCUUGUACAAAUGACAUGCAAAUUGUGUCCUGCUCUGGAGAUGGGAUUAUUCUUCAUACAGAUCUAAAUAGACCUCAAGAAACUUAUGACAACCAAUUCAACUGUCACGCUGGAACAACUACUUAUGAAGUUAUUACUAUUCCGAAUGACCCCUAUUCAUUUUUAAGUUGUGGAGAGGAUGGCACCGUUCGCUGGUUCGAUUUAAGAACUAAAUCAAGUUGUGACAAACAACGAUGCAAGGAGGAUAUUUUAGUAUCAUGUCAAAGGGCAGUGACGGCACUAGCCAUCAGUCCCACCGCCUCCCACCAGCUUGCGAUUGGCUGCGCAGAUUCAACGGUUCGCAUAUACGACAGAAGAUACCUGAGUACUCAACCCGGAGAGCAUCUGCUAGCUCAACCGUUCUGCACGUUUGUUGCUCCACAUUUUGGGGACGACAGGCACUACAGAAUUACGUCUCUGAGCUACAGCAAUGACGGACAGGAUAUGCUUGUCAGUUAUUCUUCAGACUAUCUGUAUUUGUUUAAUGUUCAGGAAACCACUCGUACUGAAUUAAGGAAGCCCAUGAAGAAAAUGUCACCCUGGGACAAAAUCAAGGCUGUGACUGGUAAGCGAGAGAGAUUAUCUCCACCCCCAGUUAGAAGAUUGAGACUGCGUGGCGAUUGGUCCGAUACUGGGCCAGACGCACGUCCUGAAAGGGAUACCACAACAACUGUCAGUAUUGGACAGGCUAGGCCUCAGUUACAGGCGACUCUAAUGCAACGAAUGACCGACGUGUUGUCUCGCAUGCUCAACGAUCCCAUGACGAGGGCCGCCUUGAGUGCGGGCGGAGAGGAUUCGUUAGAUCCUGAUGAGAAUGCUCAGAGAAUUCUUGAAAAUAGGGAAGGAAACCCAUCAACCCCUCAAGAAGAAAGUAGCAGUAUGGAAACGGAUCAGCCGGCUCAAAGUCAAGCAGCGGGAUCAUCGAACGUAACUCAAGACAGCGCAACUUGCAACCCCGACGGCACACCGAGAACCUCCUCCACGUUGGGAAGCCACCUGCAUAGUCACCUUACGGUGUUGAGGAACCUGCGGGAAGGCUUCAUAGAGCAGCACGGGGCCGAACCGUCCGUUAGCUUUCGAUAUUCUCAGCAGAGUACGUCCAAUUCCACGAUUAGCCUCAGAGUUGGCAACGAGGUCAAUAAUAGAAACUUCGAGGAGGAAUCUGCUACGGGUGGUCCUUCCACUUCGAUGGACGACGGCAAUAGUACUGCCGAAGGCAUCACCGAACAAAUGAAUACCGAUGCCGAGCUGGAUUACGAAGAAGAAGACGAGGAGGAGAGCGUAACUUCCGAGCCCGCAGAUAAAAAGACUGAGGAAAAACAUAACAUCUUCGAAGCAGAAAUGAAAAUGAAGUACGUGGGACACAGAAAUGCUAGGACGAUGAUCAAGGAAGCCACCUUCUGGGGUAACGAUUACGUCAUGUCGGGUUCGGAUUGUGGACACGUUUUCAUCUGGAACCGUCACACCGCCGAACUGAAGAUGCUGCUGCAGGCCGACCAGCACGUCGUCAACUGUCUCCAACCCCAUCCCACCCUGCCUAUUCUUGCCACGAGCGGCAUCGACCAUGACAUUAAACUGUGGGCCCCCAUCCUGGAGGAACCUUCCUUUGACACCAAAAUGGCGGACGAUUUGAUCAACCGCAACGCCAUCAUGUUAGAGGAGACAAGGGACACGAUAACGGUACCCGCGGCCUUCAUGAUCAGAAUGUUGGCCUGUCUCAAUCAAAUCAGGAGGGGGGCUAGAGUUAGGUCCAACAGACGACGGGACGAGGAGGAGAGUUAAUUUAAAUGUGUAUUAUUUAUAUCGUACGAAUUUUAACAAAUUGUAUAUUUUUCCAUUUAAAAUAUAAUUCGAAUCUGCUUAUUGGAUUGUUGGACGUACUAGUUUUUUUUAUAUAUAUAUAUAUCUUAGUUCAAAUAAUAGCCAGCGUAGCUAAUGUUUCCACCUCUCAAGUACAGUUGAGUGUUUGUACUAUUACUAUUAAAUGCCAGUUUCUCCAUUAACUCGUGCACUAGGCAGUUUUAAUAUUUGUUAAAUUAAUAUGGUAAAAACACGUUUUACUGCUGGAACGGUAAAGUUUUGUCGUCUAAAUUGUACUGGACUUGAAUUUUGAUUGUGAUUGUAUAAAUUUAAAAUAUAUGUAAAUAUAGAAUUACAAAUUA